This is a messenger RNA of Vigna unguiculata (cowpea), 1162 nucleotides long. It is a transcript of the gene PUX1, whose product is annotated as plant UBX domain-containing protein 1. NCBI's taxonomy places the organism in Eukaryota, Viridiplantae, Streptophyta, Magnoliopsida, Fabales, Fabaceae. Gene Ontology annotation, biological process: protein-containing complex disassembly. Gene Ontology annotation, molecular function: ATPase binding. The record is from RefSeq and is a predicted model, not a curated record.
UAUAUCUAAGAAGAAAAUAAUCAAAGUGAUCCAAAGAGAUUAUUAUAAAAAGGUGGGAGAGAGAGAGAGAGAGGAGAGAGAGAGAGAGAGUGAAACGGCUCAUAGAAAACACAAAAUUUUCACAAUAUUAAGAGUCUUGGUUUCAUAUCGCUUAUAAUGGUCGUGGGUUCCUGCACACUAACAUCUAACACGAAGAGAAGGGCCACCUACAAAUUUUCCACCGACAUGGACACUGAAGCUGCCACCAAGAUCAAGCUUGAUGCAUUGAAAGAAAGAGCUGGGCGAGAGAUCCGUGUUUUUGAAACAUAUGUUUCUUCAUCAUCAAAUGCUGCAUUAUCCAAUGAAGAGGUGACUGAUGACUUCUAUGAGUUUACUGCUGAAGAUUAUCACAGACUUUUGGCAGCUAAAAAGGAAGACAAGUUCUUGAAGACUCGAAAAAUCCGAGAAGCAGAAGAGGCAGCACGUAGGUCAGAAAUGACCAAGGCUAUAAUUAGAGUUCGAUUCCCGGAUAAUCACACAUUGGAGACCACAUUCCACCCAUCGGAAACAGUCCAGAGUUUAAUUGAUGUCCUGACUAAAGUUAUUGCACUGCCAGAGCAGCCAUUCUAUAUAUAUACAACUCCGCCUAAAAAGAUUAUGAAAGACAUGUCUCAGAAUUUUUAUGAUGCUGGCUUUUGUCCUGGUGCCAUUGUCUACUUCUCAUACGAUGUCCCUAAAGGUAGCACUGGUCCUUACCUUGAAGAAGAUAUCUUGUCUUUGAAGGAACUGCAUGCUGCUAAUGAUGAAGGCCAACAAUUUGAGCCUUUAGUACAGUCAAAACCUGAACCUGCUGUGCCAACACAUCCUCCUCCUGUUGAACAACGCAAACCUGCCGAGAAAAAACUUGUUAAACCAAAGUGGUUAAAAAUGUGAUUUCAAUUUCUCUUAGAUCCAGUAAUCAUUGUUCAGAAAAGGACCUUCACUUUUCUUGUGGGUCAACGUUAUAUCUUAAUUCAAGCAUUUCGUGAAUUUGUAGAUAGUGUUUCAAAACAUUGGAUAAGUUUCUUAGUGAAUGCAAGCGUCUUAUGUGUUUCAAAUUUUAACGUUACAUUAUACUUGUAGAAAUUUUCUUUGAUACUGAUUUGGAGAAUGCAAGCAUCUUGAAAUGUGGUUUGCUACUGUA